Molecule: messenger RNA, 1891 nt
Organism: Diaporthe batatas
Lineage: Eukaryota; Fungi; Ascomycota; Sordariomycetes; Diaporthales; Diaporthaceae
Exons: 2
Coding region: 238-1470 (410 amino acids)
Biological process (GO): lipoate biosynthetic process
Cellular component (GO): mitochondrion
Molecular function (GO): lipoate synthase activity; 4 iron, 4 sulfur cluster binding
Source: RefSeq, a predicted model, not a curated record
CUCACACACACACACACAAGGCUACCAGCCAGGAACCAGGGGUGGAUUGGGAACGCCCCCGCUGUGAUUCGGUACCGCCCCGUCGGGACGCCCCGGCUCAAAAGCGGGUACCGGCGGAGCUGACGUGACUGCCGGCCGGCUCUCUGAUGCAUCCCAUUUACAAUUUCGCAGGCCGAUCCGGAGGUGAGCCUCGGAGCCCCCAACAUCCUCUCCUCGUCCACCUGCCAGCCUGCCAUUAUGGCGUCCGCACUCCGACGCUCCCUCGCCAGAGCAGUCGCUCCUGGCAGCCGCGCAUUCGCCACCCAGUCCGACCACCCCACAGCAGCAGCACAGCAGCCCGCCCGCGCCCGCCCGACAUACUUCAAGAACACAACCCUCUCCUCCCUCGACUCCUUCAUCGCCGACCGGUCCCCCGACCCGCCGCUCGCCCAGGCCGACGCCUACGAGCUCCGCACCGUCGAGGUCGGCCCCGCCGGCCGCAAGAAGACCAUCACGCGCCUGCCCGAGUGGCUCAAGACCCCGAUCCCCUCGCCCGGCGCAAACAAGAACUUUGGCAAGAUCAAGGCCGACCUGCGCGGCCUGGGGCUGCACACCGUCUGCGAGGAGGCCCGCUGCCCCAACAUCGGCGAGUGCUGGGGCGGCGACAACAAGAACGCCGCCACCGCCACCAUCAUGCUCAUGGGCGACACCUGCACCCGCGGCUGCCGCUUCUGCAGCGUCAAGACCAACCGCCGCCCCGCGCCCCUCGACCCCCACGAGCCCGAGAACACCGCAGAGGCCCUGGCCCGCUGGGGGCUGGGCUACGUCGUCCUCACCAGCGUCGACCGCGACGACCUCGCCGACGGCGGCGCCCACCACUUCGCCGAGACCAUCCGCCGCAUCAAGUCCAAGAAGCCCACCCUGCUGGUCGAGGCCCUCACCGGCGACUUCCGCGGCGACCUCGACAUGGUCAAGGUCGUCGCGGAGAGCGGCCUGGACGUCUACGCCCACAACGUCGAGACCGUCGAGGGCCUGACGCCCUACGUCCGCGACAGGAGGGCCACCUUCCGCCAGAGCCUCGACGUGCUGUCCGAGGUCAAGACGCUCAAGGGCGACGGCAUCAUCACCAAGACGAGCAUCAUGCUCGGCCUGGGAGAGACCGAGCCCGAGCUCUGGGACACCCUCAGAGAACUGAGAAAGGCCAACGUCGACGUUGUCACCUUUGGCCAAUACAUGAGGCCCACCAAACGCCACCUCAAGGUUGAGAAAUACGUCACGCCAGAGGAGUUCGACAUGUGGCGCAAGCGUGCCCUAGACAUGGGUUUCCUCUACUGUGCGAGCGGGCCCCUCGUGCGGUCGUCGUACAAGGCAGGCGAGGCAUUUAUUGAGAACGUCAUCCGAAAGAGGGCUGGCGAGAAGGCUGCCGCCACAGCCUCCAGUGGUGUCGACGCUGCUGUUGCGCUCGGGCAGGACAAGAACAACUCGCUGUAGACCAUGUACCUGAGCCUCCUUCAGUUGCGUGGUAAUCCGUCUAUUGGUUUUUAUUGUAUUUUUGGUGUUUGGCAUAGAACCCCGGAUUGGAAAGAAUUGCAUUGGACUGGCGCUGGAUAGAUAUAUGGCAGUCCUCAACACACGGCCGCGCUGGGCCACGGUAGUGGCAGUUGCUUUGCUGUGGCACGCUCCGCCAAGGCUAUACAGGUGACGUUGUCCGGAGGCAGCAUCUCAACAAGCUGCUUAUUGCCAAAAACAAAAAAUGGAUGCUCGUUAUGCAGAGGGAACAGCCAUUGAUUUGUUUGGCCACUUCUCACUCUCACUCCUUGAUGACCACCGCGCUGCUAGGUACCUAGGUAGUCUUGUAGUCUUUUGUUUAUGGGCGGCAUCCCACACUUUAAUCAAGCAAAUUUCACCUUCA